Molecule: messenger RNA, 1013 nt
Organism: Rosa chinensis
Lineage: Eukaryota; Viridiplantae; Streptophyta; Magnoliopsida; Rosales; Rosaceae
Exons: 5
Coding region: 257-805 (182 amino acids)
Source: RefSeq, a predicted model, not a curated record
AUUUAUCUUCUCUCAUCUGUUUGUACUAGCCCAAUUAUAUCUGUUAGCUUUACUUGCUCCCGACGGACACUUGGGACUCCUCUCCCCCCCUGACGACCACCCAUCCAUCCGAAACACUCCCUCACCGCGGCCACCACCUCCUAACCCGACCCGGUCCCAAAUCCCAGUGAUCUUAGUCCGGAUUCAGCUGAUAGACGCCAAGAACUGGGCUUCAAUUCCCAUCCGGGUGUGCGACCGACAACGAGGUAGGGGCAGGAUGUCAAGCAGGAACGAAGAAGUUUUGAAGCUUAAAAACAAGAUUAUUGAAUGCCAAGAGGAAACGCUGCGGCUAUUGCAGGAGAAACAGGGGUGGCCUGCCAAAUCUAAUCUUAUGGAACAGACAAAAGAAAGAGCUGUAGCUGACUUGACAAGACAAUCGACCGAAACAUCUGAAUUUGAGAAGGAACUCAUCGAUCUGUACAAGGCCUUGAAGCGUAAGGAGAAGUCUGAAACCAAUCUAAAAGAUAUUUUUGACGCGAUGCAAGCUUCGCAUGAGAAAUAUAGGAAAGCUAUGGAAAAGGAGCUGAUAGAAGGAGAGUGUACGUUGGAUACUGUAGAUAAGAGAUUGUCAGUGAUGCUAGAAAAUCGCGUAGAGAUGGAGAAGAGACUAGAAAAUCUUAAUGUUUUCUAUGAGGCUGUGUAUUCUACUCUCAAAUCGAAGAAGUCUAACGGUGUCUCUCUUGUCAAAGAAGCUCAGCUUGAUCAUCCUGAUGGACAGAAUGGACCCAAAAUGCGAAAAAAGAGAGGGUCGAAGAAGUCUCAAUAGGAACCUUUGCUUAACAUAAAAUAAUGAAGACCUGUUUGGGCUGUUGGCUGUGAGUGGAACUUGUUUUACAUUUAGGAGUUCAGUUGUUUCUUAUGUUUCUAAGACAUAGCUCGAUGUUCAAACUAUUCGUAAGACUUUUAUCUCUGCCCUCUUGGCAUUGUUUAAACUACACACUGGUUUCAUAUGUCUAUUUUGGUUAUUCUCUCUA